UCCGCAGGUGUCAGGGGCCCUGCUGCCCGCCAUGGGCCGCAGAAGGGCCGCGCGGAGGCCGGGGGCCGAAGGCAGCCGCGCUCGGCACCCAGCGGGCCGCUCCCUGGAGGCCUUCGCCGAGGAGGUGGGCGCCGCGCUGCGCGAGUCGGUGGAACCAGAGGCGGCCGAGGACGGGGGCCCCUCGGGCCCGGCGCGACUACCCUGCACGCUGGCCAUGUGGGAGCUGGGCCACUGUGACCCCCGGCGCUGUACCGGCCGAAAGCUGGCCCGCCUGGGUCUGGUGCGCUGCCUGCGCCUGGGCCACAGGUUCGGCGGCGUCGUGCUCAGCCCGGUGGGCUCCCAGUACGUGUCCCCCGCGGACAGACAGCUGGUGGCACAGAGUGGGGUCGCUGUGGUCGACUGCUCCUGGGCCCGCCUGGAUGAGACACCGUUCGGGAAGAUGCGGGGGAGCCAGGUGCGGCUGCUGCCCCACCUAGUCGCCGCCAACCCCGUGAACUACGGCCGGCCCUGCAAGCUGUCCUGUGUGGAGGCUUUUGCUGCCACCUUCUGCAUCCUGGGUUUCUCGGACCUUGCUGUCAUUUUGCUGCGGAAGUUCAAGUGGGGCGAGGGCUUCCUAGACCUGAACCGCCAGCUCCUGGACAAGUAUGCAGCCUGCGGCAGCGCGGAGGAGGUACUCCAGGCCGAGCAGGAGUUCCUGGCCAACGCCAAGGAGCGCCCGGAGGAGGAGGAAAUCGAUCCUUUUGACGUGGAUUCUGGGCGUGAGUUUGCAAACCCCAACAGGCCAGUGGCUGGCAACCGGAUGCUUGCAGACAGCGGUGACAGCGACAGCGAGGACGAGUCUGAGGGGCACGGCCCUGAUGCCGAGGACGGAGGAGACCAUGGCAGCAGCAGCUGCCCUGAGGAGGACAGUCCUCUUGAGCAAGGGGCAAAGGCCAAGGCCCCCGCAGAGAUUUGGGAAGGAAUCAAGAAACAGCAGAGAGACUAAAGACUGCACACGUUUAUUUUCAUGGCGGAGCAAUGAGGACUGGAGACACAGCAGGACUUGUGGGGACACAGACAGGCCUAGCAGCCUCAGCCCUCAUAGCACUGAGCAGCACCAGACUCUGUCCCCAUGCAUGUGACAUGGCUGUGUUCUGGGGCCGUCCAGCCCUCCCAUUGAAGCUGCGGGCCAAGGAGACCCCAGUGUGAGCCUGUUUCUUUGCACUUGGUCUGGGGAUUGGGGAGGCUUGCAGGGGAUGAGUAUCCAGUGAGGCAGGGCCUGCCUAGGAAGGGUAUGGACCAUGGGGGUUCCAGGCGUGAGGCUGGUCUCGCACGGGCAGGCACUGGUAGACACAGAAUACGCUGGACAGCUGCAUGCCCAGCACAGAGCUCCUUACACGGACCAACUCUGCGUGAUGUCCCCAGCCUCACAGUGAUGCCAGGGGACCCUCUCCCAGGCCUCAGAGCCAGGUGGGGAGUGGAGACCUAUGCAGUUCUUAAGCAAACCUGUCCAUAUACCUUCUGGGUGCCCACCCUCCCCUCUGUCAGAGCCCCUGGGAGCUAUGUCCUGCCACCUUGCUUAGUCCAGACUGAAACCCGAGCUGUCCUGCCUCUUGGCCCACAAGGCCCUGCAACACUCCCAGCCCCAGAAGAGAAGACAGAGCUUCUUCUAAGAUGGGCUCUUUGCUAUGGCGCUGGUAACACCUGAGAGUGGUCCACCUUUGCUCGGGGGCAUCCCUGGUCUCACCCCUAGUGCCAGUAGCCCCUCCUCCAGCCUGUAGUUGCGACCACCAAAACUGACUCCAGACAUGGCCUAAAGUUUCCUGGGGAGCUAAGCCACCCCACUGAGAACCCUGCUCUCAGACCGGUGUCUGCCUGCCGUGGGGCCAUGGGAGCUGAGCAGGCAGACGGGGAAGCUCACCUUGUGGCCAGGCCCCACCAAGUCAACAUCCCCAGACCCGGCAUGGGGGUUGCUGGAUGGAUUCACGGGGUUCACAGGACACACCACAUGGACACGGCCAGGGCAGGAAGGAGCGGGAGGGCCAGCUGCGCAUGCACACCACAUGGCGGGGUGGGGGAGUGAGCCCCGGCUGCACAAAGCUGACCACAGGGC
Enhydra lutris kenyoni (northern sea otter) is the source of this 2092-nucleotide messenger RNA. RefSeq names its product TSR3, acp transferase ribosome maturation factor (gene TSR3). The record is from RefSeq and is a predicted model, not a curated record. The transcript has 6 exons. Gene Ontology annotation, biological process: maturation of SSU-rRNA. Gene Ontology annotation, molecular function: rRNA small subunit aminocarboxypropyltransferase activity. Lineage: Eukaryota; Metazoa; Chordata; Mammalia; Carnivora; Mustelidae. The coding region runs from base 32 to 985 and encodes 317 amino acids.